AUGGUUCAAGAAUUACAAAUGGUGUAUCGUGCAUGGGGACUGGCAAAAGAACGGCGUAGUUCAGUGGUUGGGAACGCAGCUGACGUAGACGGUUUAAAAUCUGAACUGCUGUGCCGACUGCGUGCUGUUCACACCACCCUCCUGCGCACCAUGGAGUGCUACCUUAUGAAUCCCGCUAACUCUGCCUCACUGAGUAAGUUAUUCCUGAUUGGGCAGCAAUCUUGGAGCGAGGGUGAGGAAUGGUUUAUUGAGCAAGACGAGGUUUAUAACGCAUUUGUUGCUGCACUGGGGCGACUUCUCUUUAAUAGCGGAAAGGAUUUAAUCACUGCCCACAUCUUGGCCUGUCAGCAAGAGAAGAAAGUUAUUUUCAAUAAUCAAUCGCCCCUACUGGAGGAGUUCCAACCGUUUUCCGCGUUAGACCCCACAAUACGAUGGAUAACAGACAACGGCCCAAGUGCUCUUGCACGGCAGCUACGAGAGUACAGUGUCCAACAGUCUGUGAGCAUCGUGAUUUAUAGUCAGAUCUCUUGGAAUCAGUUGUAUGCCUAUGUCGUCAGAGAUGGUGAUGUUAAGGGGGCACCUAUUGUCUUGGACGAGGAUGCUGAUUGGGAAUUGAAGGAGCUUCAACGCUUGUACGAGGUGAUUUCACAAACACAUCCUCCAAAAGAUGCCAUUAAAAUACGACGGGUUAUUCGAAGUCGAUGGAAUGGUCUUCUUGAAAAGCUUUAUCACCGUUUACUAAGCCCAAUUGAGGGGCUUCUUCCACCACCUGCGCCAAAACCACAUGUACCUCUGUCUGAGGUGGGUCAAGUCUGUUUCAUUGAUACAUGGGCUCCAUCUCACAUUCCCAUUCCUUUUCAGGCGCUUUGGAACCCAACAAAUGAGGCUUCAUGCCUGCUUCAAUGGGCAGUCUUUAAGGCAAAUCGUCCAUGGGACUUAAUUUGUUCGGCAGAGGUUCCUUGGUCUAGUCCCCUGGCGGACUCCCCCGUUAUUACACGCGUUAUUACUCCAGCCACUGUUUGGCCCACCACGAGUGUAUCUGAGGGAACUUUUCGACCAGGAACACAUAUGGUGACCUAUGUGAAUACCAAAGGUGUUGGAUUUGCCUCAAUGGAAGACGCAACGCCCAUUCGACAUUGGAAAGGAGGCAAUGACAUGGAAAAGGGAGGAUUAUGGCAGAAUGUUCCAUGGGAACGUUGGCUAGGGAGAGUACUGGGUACUGUUCGCGCUGGUAUUCCGACGUAUGCCUUCAUGAAGGGUAAAGAUCCAGCGCAGAGCAUGUCAACCGCCCUUUUUAUUCAUGAAGUUCCACGCGCAGAGCGGGAAGGCAUCGCAUCUACAAAAUCGUCGCCGUCGCCAUCGUCUUCAAAUGGGACUAGUGAAAUUAUUUCGGUUCACCGAGAGAUGCCGUAUAAUCAGUGCUCAGAUUUGUUUGUAUCGCACGUUGUGGGCCGUGAUAGUGGAGUAGGUAUUCACCGCGCGGCCGUUUUGCCGGUAUUUAAGGUGGCUGGGCGUGAUCCUGCGGGAACAUAUGUGUCGUUUUUAAAGGCACUUGUUGCAACAAAUGAGAUGACGGCAGCCAAGGCAUACCGCUUGGCGAUACUGCUUUCAUGGCAAACUGAUUGCAGGGAAGAACCUUGGCGUUCUACUUCAGUCAUGUUAUUUAACUAUGGUGGUGCGAUGAAUACGCUUGGCUUUCUUCACGAGGAGUACUGUAAAAGACGCUAUUUAAAAGCUCCACGUGUUUUUGCAUGUAAAGAUACCGCAUCAAAUGAUGACACGGGAAAUCAGAAUCCUGACCCCCAACCAUCAAAGUAUCACUCCCGUAUUCGCAAUACGGUGGACGGUCGCUAUGUAGAAAAGUAUGGCAUUGACGUCAUCUAUGACGUUGUGCUACACGGAUUGUCUACCUCCAGACCACAAGGGGAGGUUGCGAUUCUCGAUAAUAUGAUUCAAUGUAUUGAACAAAAUAGAUCAACGCUGGAAAAGUGCGUCGAAAGCCACAGCGAGGGGAAAGUUGUUGCACGGACACUUGAGCCUCCUCCUGUGGAAUCGGUUUCUGCACCAUCUUCUAAUUCGGACGGGGCAGUGUCCGUUGUUUCGGCGACAAGGAACAUAGUCAAGGCAGAUAGGAGUGGCGGGGCAAACAUGGGUUCCAGUGUUUUGCCUGUCCGUGAGAUACGACCAUCAAAAGGCAAUCGACCGUCAAAUGGCCGAAAGCCUCCAUCUGGAACUUAA
Messenger RNA from Trypanosoma rangeli, 2238 nucleotides. RefSeq lists its product as uncharacterized. The transcript has a single exon. Bases 1 to 2238 code for a protein of 745 amino acids. The record is from RefSeq and is a predicted model, not a curated record. NCBI's taxonomy places the organism in Eukaryota, Euglenozoa, Kinetoplastea, Trypanosomatida, Trypanosomatidae.